Messenger RNA from Perkinsus marinus ATCC 50983, 405 nucleotides. RefSeq lists its product as hypothetical. The record is from RefSeq and is a predicted model, not a curated record. The coding region runs from base 1 to 405 and encodes 134 amino acids. NCBI's taxonomy places the organism in Eukaryota, Perkinsozoa, Perkinsida, Perkinsidae. The transcript is spliced from 5 exons.
AUGUCGAUAAGCCUAUCAUCGAUCCCAGCAGACGACCCCUUUGAUGGUGGUUCGCAACAAGGGCCGACGCCUAACCCUCACGGUGCUCCCGUGGGCAAGAGUAGUUCUAUGAAGAGCAACCUACAGGCUGGAAUGACUCGUAGUGUGAUUGCUAGUGCUGGGAAAACUGUGUUGAGCGGUGCUCGCGGUGUUGGCAGCUACGUCGUCCACAAUCCUAUGCGCAUCAAGAUUUUUAUGGGAAUGUUGUGGAUUUCUUCAUGGACGUUUUGGUUGGGAUUCGUAGGCCUGUAUCUCUGCUGUGUCGGAGUCGGGUACAUUGUCAUUCACUUCUUACACCAUGCUAGCGAGGAGAGUUCGCAGCAUGUGACCUUCGCCAUGGAGGACUCCCCAACUGAUAGAGUUUGA